Molecule: messenger RNA, 2073 nt
Organism: Miniopterus natalensis
Lineage: Eukaryota; Metazoa; Chordata; Mammalia; Chiroptera; Miniopteridae
Source: RefSeq, a predicted model, not a curated record
AUGCGCGACAUCCACCCUAACCACCGCAAGGGGCCAUUGAACCUGCAGGGCUCGGGAAGGAUCUCUGACGACGCAGCGGAACUGCUCAUGCUAGGGCUGGGUGCCAGGCGCUGGGCUCUCACAGGGCCUCUGUCCUUCCCCAGGUUUGAUGUCUCUGCUGUUUACCCCGACCUGAAGAAGUUCAGUACCUUCACGGAGUACUCCAGGUUUUCCAUGGACAACUCCCACAUAGGACCUGGGACCUAUGGCACCAAGGAGACCUGCUUCAGCAAGAGAAAGCUGAACAAAGAGGUGGGCACAGGCUGGGCCAAGGCCCAGGAAGCCACCCGGCUGACCCAGAUGCCCCACUUCCAGUACCAGACCAUCAUGAGAGAGAAGCGGCUGCAGAAGGAAAAGCUGGGGCCCGGCUCCUACAACUUCAAAGACUUCUUAGAGGAGCUGCAGCAGAAGCCAUGCAGCACCCGGGGGCUGCUCAGCUCUGGGGAGGUUCGCUUCCGAGGACUCAUCGGGAACUACUAUCCAGGCCCUGGAAAUUAUGGGGAGAAGGGCAACCCAUACAUAAAGCUGGAGGAGAAGGCCUGGAACCGGUCUCAUUCCGAGGGCCUCAUGUGCAGGAUGGCCAACAAGCCCCGCCCCUCGGCUCAUCAGGGCAGUGGUCUGGCACCAUGCACCUACUCCUUCAAAAGUGGCAUAGAGGCGUACCUGGAACAAUCCACGGGCACCCGCGGCCCCUAUGACAUUUUCUCUGGUGAUCGAACCAAGCCCCAACCUUACGGACAUUACUCUGUGCAGAAAAAAAAGCCCAGUGAACUGAUGAGUUUCAAGAGCUUCGUGGAUGAACUUAACUCUCACCACAAUAAGAAGCGCGGGGUGUUUUCGAAACUUUCCCGCAACCCAUCAACCCCUUCAGAAAGGAUUUACUGGACCACUCUCAGCCAGUGCCCCCGAAAACUAGCCUCGUCUGGUCCCGGUAUGUGGCUUCCUCCAGAGAAGGAAUGCAGACGCUUCAACCAGCCCCCGUUCCUGCUGUCCUCCAAGCGGGCAGGCUUGAGGGCCUACCAGAUGCUUCUGGGAAGCUGGAACCCUGUGGGGGUGGGCUACUACCUCAACACCUGGCUGAUGGAGACAAAGGACCAUCGGCAGCGAUAUCGGUCCCUGUACCUGGACAGAUCCAAGCGCUACCCCUCAGACCCAGCCUGGGACAAGUUCAUGCAGGAAAGGCGUACACCUUUUACUAAGGGGAAGUGCCAUCCAACAGUGGAUUACAAUUCGGAUCCUACUCCUUAAAGCUGAAUAUGAAGGACAGCCUGCGGUGACCAGAGGGCCCGAAGGACUGAGGACAAACCUGGGGAUGGGAGGGUGGAAGUGGGAAUGGAGGGGUCUUGGAGAAAAGCCACUUGGGAAUGCCUGGGAGAGGGGAGAGAUGGUGAUGUAGUGGGAUUACUUUUACUGGAGACAUCUAUCUGGAGGUCACAAUCUGCUGGAACAUCGGGAGCCAGAUAUCUUUUGAUAUGAGAUCAGUUAUCCUGAGAAUUCAAAUCGGCCAGUGACAUGAACAUAGGAGCCAGACAGCAGAUGGACCAAAGGGGUGAAAUACAGUGGACACUUUUGGGAGCCUUGACUCCUUGCUCAUUAAAAUCCAUCAACAGGUGAAUGAAUGAAUAAAUAAUUGGGGUUUAUCCACACAUAUGUCAAGACUAAGCAAACUGUACACUUAAAAUAUGUGCAGGUUACUAUAUGUUAAUUAUACCUUGAUAAAUUGUUACAGUUUGGAAGAAAUUAAAGAGAAAUAACUAAAUGCAAUAUAGGAUCCUAGAAAGGAUUCUGGAAAGGAACAUUAGUGUUAAAAUUGGUGAAAUUCAAAUAAGGAUUUGUUAAUGAUAUGGUUUAGUUAAUGAUAUUAUGCCAAUGGUAAUGUCUUGGUUUGGUAAUUUUACUAUGGUUCUAUAGAAGAUGUUAACAUUAGAGGGAGUUGGGUGAGAGACUAGGGAAAUCUGUACUCAUUACAACUUUUCUGUAAGCCUAAAAUUAAUUCAAAAUAAAGUUUAAAAAUAUAUGCAAUAAAAUUUUUUA